Molecule: messenger RNA, 6891 nt
Organism: Lethenteron reissneri (Far Eastern brook lamprey)
Lineage: Eukaryota; Metazoa; Chordata; Hyperoartia; Petromyzontiformes; Petromyzontidae
Product: adhesion G protein-coupled receptor L2-like
Biological process (GO): cell surface receptor signaling pathway; heterophilic cell-cell adhesion; adenylate cyclase-activating G protein-coupled receptor signaling pathway
Cellular component (GO): axon; plasma membrane; presynaptic membrane
Molecular function (GO): latrotoxin receptor activity; G protein-coupled receptor activity; carbohydrate binding
Source: RefSeq, a predicted model, not a curated record
GGGGAGUCGUCUCUCUCUCGUGUCCGUGAUUUAAAAAGCUUCUCUCUCAAGCGAGUCCCGACAAAACGCAGGAUUCACCUGACCAUGUCCUGAGACCUAAACGGACCUCAACGUCUCCAGCAACGCCUUGGAGAGAGAGAGAGAGAGAGCCCUUUGCCGGGGUGGGGUCAGAGGUCGGCGGGUUCAGAGGUCGCAUGCUUCGGGUCACGCGCACGCACUCCGCGCUAUGCCCGACUCCUCCGUCUCCUGCUGACGAAGUCCCGCGCGGGUUCACGAUGGCCAGCUGGAGACUGCUUCAGGCCCUGCUGCUGCAGCUGCUGCUCAGCGCAAGCGGUUGGCCUCCCGCAACCGGCUCCGGGCGGCUGGCGCUGCCCCAGGGCCUGGUGCAGCGUGAGUUGUCGUGCGAGGGCUACCCCAUCGACCUGCGCUGCCCGGGCAGCGACGUCAUCGUCGUGAGCUCGGCCAACUACGGACGCACCAACGACCAGAUCUGCGACUCGGAGCCGGCCAAGAUGCAGAACACGGCCUGCUUGCAGGACGAGAGCUUCCGCAUCAUGGCUCAGAGGUGCAACAACAGGACGCAGUGCCUCGUCGUCGCCGGCAACGAGGUGUUUCCGGACCCCUGUCCCGGAACGUACAAGUACCUGGAGGUUUGGUACGAGUGCGUCCCCUACAGGCUGGAGCAAAAAGUCUUUCUGUGCCCGGGCAGCGUCCGCCUCGUUGGCGAGGCCUUGCACCUCCUGGAGGCGGAGCAGCAGGCCGGCUCGUGGUGCCGCGACCCGCUGCAGGCCACCGACAAGGUGUACUUCAUGCCGUGGACGCCGUACCGCACCGACAGCCUCACCGAGUACGCAUCCCUCCAGGACUUCCUGGCAGGGCGACCGCUCACCAACUACAAGCUGCCGCACCGCGUCGACGGAACGGGCUUCGUGGUGUACGACGGGGCCGUGUUCUUCAACAAGGAGCGAACGCGCAACGUCGUCAAGUUCGACCUGCGCACGCGCGUCAAGAGCGGCGAGGCGUUCAUCCCCAACGCCAACUACCACGACACGUCGCCCUACCGCUGGGGCGGCAAGUCCGACAUCGACCUGGCGGCCGACGAGAACGGCCUCUGGGUCAUCUACGCCACGGAGCAGAACAACGGGCGCGUGGUGGUGAGCCACUUCAACCCGUACACGCUGCGCGUCGAGGCCUCCUGGGAGACGGCCUACGACAAGCGCUCGGCCUCCAACGCGUUCAUGGCGUGCGGCGUCCUCUACGUCCUGCGCUCGACCUACGAGGACGACGGCGACGGGGGGUCGGACUCCGUCGCCGCCGGAGGAGGAGGCGGUGGGGGGACGAGCGACCGCAUCGACUACGUGUACGACACCAACUCGCAGCGGGAGGCACGCGUCUCCAUCCCGUUCCCCAACCCGUACCAGUUCAUCACGUCGGUGCAGUACAACCCGCGCGACGGGGCCCUCUACGUGUGGAACAACCACCACGUGCUGCGCUACACACUGCACUUUGGACCGCCGGAUCCCACUGCAGUGCACGAGAUUUCGACGAUGGGGCCUUCCAGUGGAGGCAGCACCGCGAGUCCUCCGCGGAGCCACGUGGCAACGGUGCCGCCAUUCCCUGCGCAACCGCCACAGGACACGACCGACGUGAAACCGGGAGACGUGGCGCCCGCCGACGUCGGCGGGGGCGGCACCCGCGUGCCCACAUUCUGUCCCCCCACGCUCGCCCGCGCCGUCCAGUGGCCCCAGCUGCUGCAGGGCAAGACGGCGGAGAGGCCCUGUCCUGCGGGCACCGUCGGCACGGCGCUCUACACCUGCGAUGCCAUCACGGGAGUCUGGUCUGCCCGAGGUCCCGAUUUCAGCAACUGCACUUCCCCCUGGGUGAACCAAAUCGCGCAACGGAUCAAGAGCCGCGAGAACGCCGCUACGGUGGCGAGCGACCUGGCGCGACAGACGCGCGACCCCGUGUACGCGGGCGACGUGAGCUCCUCGGUGAAGCUCAUGGAGCAGCUGGUGGACAUCCUGGACGCGCAGCUGCUCGAGCUGACGCCCACCGAGAAGGAGUCGUCCACACGCACCUUCAACAAGCUAAAGAUGAGGGAUGGGCUCUGCCAAGCGUACAUCAAGGCGGUGGUGGAGGUGGUGAGCAACCUGCUGCGUGAGGAUGCCGUGUGGGCGUGGCGCGACAUGAACGGCACGGAGCGAGCGCACACCGCCACGCUGCUCGCCGACUCGGUGGAGGAGGCGGCGUUUGUGCUCGCCGACCACCUCCUGCACCCCGACAACGUCACCGUCGCCGCCGACAACGUCGUGCUCACGGUGUCGGUGCUGAACACGGAGGGGCCGCUACGGGACUUCACGUUCCCCCGCGACGAGGCGACCGAGAGGGCCGGCAAUUCGGACCGCCCCGACGGCGGCGGUGGCGGCGGCGGUGGCCGCGGUGGCACCACGACCCCGUGGCAUUCUGGGAACCGCAUCACGCUCACGGCAAACUCCAUCAAGCUGAACAGCCGCAACGGCGUGACGAAGCUGGUGUUCACGACGUACGACAACCUGGCGCUCUUCCUGAGCACGGACAACGCGACGCUGUCGGCCAACGCGUCGCAGCAGACGAACCGCUCCCUCGUGGUCAACUCGCCCAUCAUCUCCGCCUCCAUCAACAAGGAGUCGAACCACGUGUUCCUCAGCGAGCCCGUCGUCUUCACAGUCCAGCACAACGUGACGUCGGACCACUUCAGCCCCAGCUGCUCCUUCUGGAACUACUCGUCGCACACCAUGAGGGGCCACUGGUCAAGCCACGGCUGCAAGCUGCUGUCCACCAACAGCACGCACACCACGUGCUCCUGCAACCACCUCACCAACUUCGCGGUGCUCAUGGCGAGGCACGAUAUCGAGUACGGGGACCGUGCCCACGAGCUGCUGCUGCUGGUGAUCACGUGGGUGGGCGUGCUGGUGUCCCUCGUGUGCCUCGCCAUGGCCACGUUCACCUUCUGCUUCUUCCGCGGCCUCCAGAGUGACCGCAACACGAUCCACAAGAACCUGUGCCUCAACCUGCUGCUCGCCGAGCUCCUCUUCCUGCUCGGCAUCGACAAGACUCAGUACACGGUGGCGUGCUCCGUCCUAGCGGCGCUGCUCCACCUGUUCUUCCUGGCGGCGUUCGCGUGGAUGUGCCUCGAGGGGGUGCAGCUCUACCUCAUGCUCGUCGAGGUUUUCGAGGGGCGCCGCGCGCGCCGCAAGUACUUCUACCUGCUGGGCUACGGCCUGCCGCUCACCGUCGUCGGGGUCUCGCUCGCCGUCGACUACACGGGCUACGGCACCGAGCGCGCCUGCUGGCUCAGGACCGACAAUCAUUUCAUCUGGAGUUUCCUCGCGCCCGUGGCCGCCAUCAUCUUCGUGAACUUCGUGUUCCUGCUGAUUACUCUGUACAAGAUGCUGCAGCAUUCGGCGCCAAUCAAGCCCGAUGGCAACCGGCUCGAGAACAUUAAUCACCCCGUGUGUGACGGAUACUAUAACACUGACCUGCCUGGCUCUCCGGAUAACAGAGAGUUCAUCAGGUCCUGGGCACUGGGGGGCGUGGCGCUGCUCUGCCUCCUCGGCCUCACCUGGGUGUUCGGGUUCCUCUUCAUCGACAAGGCCACUCUGGUCAUGGCCUACCUCUUCACCAUCUUCAACUCCUUCCAGGGCAUGUUCAUCUUCAUCUUCCACUGCGCUCUGCAGAAAAAGGUGCGUAAGGAGUACAGCAAGUGCUUGAGGCACGCCGAGUGCUGCGGAUCCUGGGGCAACGACUCCUCCUACAACUCGGCCAAAAACUCCAACUCGCGACACUCCAACAGCACGCGCUACUCCCCCAACGCGCAGAGUCGAAUCCGCCGCAUGUGGAACGACACCGUGCGCAAGCAGACGGAGUCGUCCUUCAUCUCCGCCGACGCCAACAGCAGCUGCACCCUCAACCGCGGCCUGGUGGCCAAUCAGCUGCUGACGAGCUCGCUGCUGCGGCCGCACAGCGCGGGUCACCUGUACAGCACGCUGCUCGCCGACAGCGUCGUGAGGGGGGCGGCGCUGCCCCCCUCGGCCACCCUCUACCGCAGUGGGAACGCACACCGGGAGCAUCUGGCGAUCGGCCCGCGAGACGCUGGCGCCCUGGCAACGGCACCACGCAACAGCGCCAAGCACCAGCAGCGCGCCGUCGCCUCCAGCGGCAGCCACUUCCACCUGAGCAGCCGCGACUUCAUGGCGCCGGACAGCGACGCCAAGCUGGGAGCGCCGGACGCCUCGGCACCUCGGGCUAACGGCCUCGUCUUCCUGGCCGACUCGGAAGGCCUCGGCCUGGGCCUAGGCUUGAGCGGCUACGACGACGACGACGGCAGCGGAGGCAACGCGGCGGGACCCCCCGCCUACCUGGGGCCGACGUUGCCCCUGUCGCCUCCUCAACAGCAGCUGCACCAACAGCAGCAGCAGCUGCAGGCGACGGCGCCGCCCCUCCUGCUGCCCCGCGGCGAAGUGGACCGCCUGUUCGGCAGCCUCACCCCCAGCAAGCGCCACCUGGUGUACGUGGGCAAGCAGGACGAGCUUCUGCGCAACCUGACGGCCGUGCAGCAGAUGGCGCGGGGGGCGGGCAGCGGGAUUGUGAUCAUAGCGGACGGCGACGGGGAGGAGGAGGAGGACGACGACGACGUUGAGGAGGAAGAGGAGGAGGAGGAAGAGGAGGAGGACGAGGUGGACGAGGAAGAGGACAUUGCCGAGGACGAGGAAUAUGACGUGGAGGCGUUGGAGGAGGAACGGAAGCUGAAGUUGAGGAAAAACAAGCGAGCCGAUGAGGGCGACGUCGACGUUGGCGGUUGCGGAGGCGGCGGCGGUUGCGGCGGUGGCAGCCUGAUCCGGGUCCCGUGCGAGGCAGCUCACCCGCGGUGCCCCGACUCGGGUGCUCCGCUGCUGCCGCGGCGGACGCACUCGCUGGCGCGGGCAUCCCCUCUGCCGCCUCCGCCGCCGCCGCCACCGGCGGCGGCGAUCGCCACCAGGGAGGACGUCCACCCUCCUCCUCCGGCCGCGUACUUCCCCCUGCUCACGCCGCGCCAGGUGGCCGAGCUGCAGUCCCCUGGCCACGAGGCGUCGCUCUGCGCCAGCUUGCCCAACCUGCGCAACGGCGGCGGCGGCGGCCGCGGUGGCGACUCCUCCUCGGGCCCAACCGUCGCCCCCCGAGGGCCCAGGCUCCGGCCGCAGGCGGAGAAGACUGAUGCGGGCGGCAUCGUCCUCGUCGGAGGCGGCGGGGCGGCGGUACCGCCCAAUGGGCCGCUGAAGCCGCCGGGCUACUUCCCGGCGGAGAACGGCAGGGGCGCGGCGGACAGCGACGACUACAUGCUGCCGCUCGACCGCGACGAGGGCGCCCUCGGGGCCCGCGGCGACUCCUUCCUCCCGGCGGGCGGAGGGGACGGCCGCUACGACGCGGCCGCCGGGGGGCCGCUCGGCGGCGUCGGGCGGGGCGACUACCUGCUGCCCCUGAGCGCGGCGGGCAGUCGGGCGGACGACUACAUGCUGCCGUACGAACCGGACGAGCCCCCGCCGCCGGUGAAGCGCGAGGCGUUUGUGCGACCUCUCGCCAGGGAAGGAGGAGGGGGCGCCGGCGGUGGCUGCGGCCUCGGCAUGGGCGUCAACACCAACUUGUAGAGAGGGGGGGGGUGGCGGGCGGCGGGGGGGGGGACGCGGGUGUCACUUCGACCUCUUCGAAGGAGGAGCGGAACGAAAAUAAUACGCGGGGGUGUCCCCCGUGAAGGUGUCGUCCGUCGUUUAAAAGGAUUGCAAUUCUUUGGACAGAGCCAGGUUGAUUAGACUCCGCGCGCGUUCGGUAGGGGCAUGAAAACGUUGCCGUUUUGCCGCUUCCCGUCUGAACGUCGACGCCGCACGCCGCUAUCGAGGUUUGAGAAACUUCCCGUGCGAAGACCCCCAGGUAAUCCUUUUCUGUUUUGUCAGGAGCACGCUUCACGGAAUGCUCCGACACCCUCAGGCGGUUUCCCCCGAUGUGGAAGGGCUGCCAGCGUGCACAUUCCGCAUCGAUGCUCGCCGUGUUGGGUUUUUGUUUCUUUUGUUAGUUACGAGCGCGGCACAAAUGGCCCCGCGAUCACAGCCGGCGUUAUCUUCGGGGCGACCUCUGGCGGUCUCGUUCCACGCAGACAACGACGUUUUGCGUGCAAAACGACGCUAGCCCCGGCUUUCUCUCGUGUGAGGGUUGCCCUGUUGUUGGGAGGGAUGCUCCUCUGACCACCUGAGUCAUCAUAAAAGCACCUCGUGCAUCGGAGGAAUACGACGCCGCCAACGUCUCGGUCAACCAUUUCGAGCUGUCGCCUUAAAACUGACGACGUUUAACCGACGAUACCUUCACAGGGGCCACCCUGUGAUUGUAAUUGGCCGGCCUAGUCGCUUGCGUAGGUAGUCAUUUCAAAUGAACAAAAGUUCCGUGAUGUAAGAACGAAAAAGCAAACUUCGAAGGAACAACAAACAAACAAAACCCGCGCUGAGGCCCCCACGGCCGUUUGAAAUUUUCGGAAAACCCCGCGGUGGACGUAAGGAGAUGUUCUAUUUUUGUGCCAGGAGCAAAGCGUCGUUGUUGCUUUCGCGCCAGAAGGAAUUUAGCAGAAGCUACAGCAGCAAGGUCGGUGUUUUGCUGAAAAUAAGAGAGGCGUGUAGACGUAGCAAGGACAAAAACCCACCGUCGUCAUUUCGCGGCCACCACAACAACAAACACGAGGGGGGGGGGCGAGGGAGGGGAGACCCAUGACCCAUGACCCACGACCCACGUCCCAAGUCAGCAACGCACGCUUCACGGUUUUAAUGGCUAUUUACAGCAACAAAAAAUCCAGUCCGCCACAUUCGGGGGUGGGAUCGGGGGGGGGGGGGG